AUGUCGACACUCUCCUCCCCCCGUCCGUCAAUUGCUUCAUCGCGCGCCCACUCUCCCACCCCGACCUCCUCCCAUCGCCCCUCUCUGGACACAUUGAACACCAAUCUCGGCUACAACGGCGGAGGAGGGCUCAGCGCCUCCUCGACCCCCUCCACCGCGCGAGCAGUCUCCCCGUCCCUCCACCCGCGCCGCAACCGCGCCGCCCUCCGCGACUACUACAACCUCCGGCCGAGCGAUGCUGCCGGCACUGGCGGCGCCGGACGCCGAUCUCGCAGCAUCCCUCGUCCGAGCGAGGACCCUUCCGUCAAUGAGAACAACCACCCAUCAUCAUCCGUCGUGGCCACGGGGACGGAACUCGACAGCCCGGACUUCGACCCCCAGCGCUACGUCAACCACCUCCUGGCCACCUCGUCGCUGUCCACGGUGCUGAAGGCCGAGAACACGCUGGUCGGGGACAUCCGCACGCUGGACAGCGAGCGCAAGGCGCUGGUGUACGACAAUUACUCCAAGCUGAUCCGCGCGGUCGAGACGAUCGGCAAGAUGCGGCGCAGUAUGGAUGAGCGCGGGGCGCCGUUGACCAUGACCAAGACCCUGGGGCCGGCGAUUGCGUUCGUCGCGGAGACGGCCGGCGGUCUAAUUCAGGAGGGCGAGGAGCAGCAGCGCCGGAUCCGGGAGGCGAAGGCGGCGACGGUGGGGGCGGAGCGAAGGAAGGCGGAGAGGCUGACGGUGCAGUGGGUGCUGGCCGCGCCGGAGAGGUUGGAGAAGCUGGUGGCUGAGGGGAAGGCGGAGGAGGCGGAGAAGGAUUGGGAGGAGGUGAGGAAGUUGCUGCUGAAGUGGGAGGGGGUCAAGGGGGUUGCGGAGGUCCGGGAGGCUUGUGAGAAGGUGAUGGAUCGAGGGGACGAGUCGUCUUGA
Aspergillus aculeatus ATCC 16872 is the source of this 912-nucleotide messenger RNA. RefSeq names its product COG1/VPS51 family protein. The transcript has a single exon. Bases 1 to 912 code for a protein of 303 amino acids. Lineage: Eukaryota; Fungi; Ascomycota; Eurotiomycetes; Eurotiales; Aspergillaceae. Gene Ontology annotation, cellular component: EARP complex; GARP complex; membrane. Gene Ontology annotation, biological process: Golgi organization; Golgi vesicle transport; endocytic recycling. The record is from RefSeq and is a predicted model, not a curated record.